This is a messenger RNA of Chinchilla lanigera (long-tailed chinchilla), 897 nucleotides long. RefSeq lists its product as uncharacterized. NCBI's taxonomy places the organism in Eukaryota, Metazoa, Chordata, Mammalia, Rodentia, Chinchillidae. The record is from RefSeq and is a predicted model, not a curated record. The transcript is spliced from 4 exons.
AUGGCUGUGACCCUCACAUCUGAGCUGGUCACUGCGCAAUUGGACCGACUGAGGUCAGGGCCCACAAGUGUCAGUGCCGUAUCUGCCUAUCCUGGGCUGCCCAAGCUGCAACCAAAGCGUCAGCUCUGGUCUGAGGAUGCAGCCACCUGCUGGAGUAGGAGCAGCAGAGGAGCCUGCACUGCCCAAGUCCUCCUCCUUGUUGUCAUCAUCCCGGUCCCCAUGCUAGGUCUGCUGCGGCAGUACUUGCUCGUCCUUGGGGUGCUGGCCCAUGCUGGUGCCUGCUGCAGCUGUGCUCCUACACACCCCUGCCCACCUCCUGCUGGCCACAUCUGCCCUCAGCAGUGGGCAGGGAUCUCCACUGGGAUUCUUCCCAAUGCCUCCACCUGGGCUGCCAAAAAGGUGGCUACAGAUAACCAGGAUGAGGCUGGGGGAAGCAUGCUGGCAACGCCCUGGGGCUCUCCUCACAGUCAGGCACUGUUCCACAGGCACUGUGGGACACUCACCUCGCAUCCUGCUGACUAUGCCACUCGUUGGGUCCUUCUGCACCCUCGCUGGGUCCGCCCCGUUUCUGUGGCUCCCGCAAACUUCAAAUGCACUGAAAAGCUGUCACUGCUCCUUUUGCUCUGGCGGAGACAGCCUCUGUGGAGGCUCCUACACCAGGAAGGGCGAAGAAAAAAGGAAGCAGCAUGUAUAAAAGCGAUUAAAGAUCAUUCUAAAGAUGAAGUCUACCUGGCAACAAUAAAGGUCAUCUGUGACCCCCAACCCAGUUGGCUUGGCAACAAAGGGCGGUGGUGUUACACUAACCCCAGCAACACCACGGCUGACUCUUACCACAGCUGAAGUAUAGAAGCCCCUGGUAAGUGGUUUUCUGAUGAUUUUCUAGCCAAAAGAAUUUAA